Molecule: messenger RNA, 1250 nt
Organism: Drosophila eugracilis
Lineage: Eukaryota; Metazoa; Arthropoda; Insecta; Diptera; Drosophilidae
Gene: Arfrp1
Product: ADP-ribosylation factor-related protein 1
Exons: 3
Coding region: 54-656 (200 amino acids)
Biological process (GO): intracellular protein transport; Golgi to plasma membrane protein transport; protein localization to organelle
Cellular component (GO): Golgi apparatus
Molecular function (GO): GTPase activity; GTP binding
Source: RefSeq, a predicted model, not a curated record
ACCAGUGCAGUCAACAAAAGGAAGGUCUGUGUUUUGGCCAAAUUUACAAUACGAUGUACACAUUGAUGCACGGCUUCUACAAGUAUAUGACACAGAAGGACGACUACUGCGUGGUGAUCCUGGGCCUAGACAAUGCUGGCAAAACCACUUACCUGGAGGCCGCCAAGACCACGUUUACCAGAAACUAUAAGGGUCUAAAUCCAAGCAAGAUCACGACGACAGUGGGCCUCAACAUCGGCACCAUCGAUGUACAGGGCGUGCGCCUCAAUUUCUGGGAUCUCGGUGGGCAACAGGAGCUGCAGUCGCUAUGGGACAAGUACUACCAGGAGUCGCACGGCGUCAUCUACGUUAUUGACUCAAACGAUCGCGAGCGAAUGGACGAGUCCAAGAUGAUCUUUGACAAGAUGAUCAAGAACGAGCUGCUUUCUGGAGUGCCUUUGCUUAUUUUGGCAAACAAGCAAGAUCUACCAGAUGUGAUGGGCGUGCGGGAGAUCAAGCCCGUAUUCCAGCAAGCAGGCACCUUGAUUGGCCGCCGAGAUUGCCUCACCAUUCCCGUAUCCGCCCUACACGGCGAGGGCGUCGACGAAGGCAUUAAGUGGCUGGUAGAGGCCAUCAAACGACAUGCGGUGGUCAGGCCGCCGCGGGAAAACGAUUAGAGCAUUUGGAAAAGACACGGGGCCAUCAGCCCACCAAUGGCUUUAAUUAGACUCGUAUUUUUAUAACUUUAGGGCUUAGGACUACGCUUAUUUGUAAUUAGCUGAGAGAGAUAGUGAGAUACCAAUUGUACAUUGUUGUAAAUGCGGUAGGCGCCCGCUUUAUCUAACAGCAGCCUUGCAACGGCCUUAACUAGAUUUGUUUUCCGUAGACUUAUCUUUCUUAUUGGCCCAAAGCAAGUUGUAUAUGUAAAAACGAAUCUUAAACCUAUUUUGGGCUUCACAGAAAGAUUUUAGUGCAGGACAACAAAUUACAAUUAUAAUUCGGAAUGACGGAAGAUGCACCGUUUGUUAACAUGAGCAAGGAUUUAAUUUAUAAAAAUAUGCGUGGCAGAAAAUAAAAUGUGGAAUUUUGUAAAUAGAUUUUACUUCGUAUAUUUAAAGCAUUUGAGUAAUAAAAAAUACCUUAAAACGAGACACUGAUGAUAAAAAAAAUAUGGUUUUAGAAACUCGUGUAUUUAAAAUGUAGUUAUUUGUUAAGUACCUCAUAUAUUUUAGUAUGCCCUAGAAAAUUAAAGAAAUGCUUUGAUAAACUCA